AACUAACUGUCAUGCAGCGUCAAGUGCAGCGUUCUCGACGUCAAGCUACUCUACCCUGGCUACUAUAAAUUACUAUCCUCACCUUCCAUUCACGUCACAGGGUUUCGGCACUGUCUGUAUACGGACCGUCGAGGUAUUGUGAACGGUAGUUGUCGAAGCCAGUGCCGACAGGUGGAUCAGUUUUCCUCCAUACAACACCUCCUGGCGCAUGUACCAGCUGACUAUCAUAAAAUGAUGAAGAAGUGCACCUGGACAGUCGAUCAAGCUGUAUAAGAAGUAGUGAGUAAUGAAUUCCAACGAUGGCAAUACCAAAACUAUUACUUUCGUUGGUUGCUCUGGGUAACGUCUUAGCUCACGACAAUGGUCUCGCUAUCACACCUCAGAUGGGAUGGAACACAUGGAAUCAUUUCGGUUGCGACAUUAGCGAUGCUACAAUCCUCAACGCAGCAAAGGCUUUAAUCGCGAAUAACCUCACCCAGUUCGGAUAUAACUAUGUGCUUAUGGAUGACUGCUGGCAUGCACCUGCUCGUGAUAGUGCUACAGGUGCUCCUGUUGCGGACCCACAGAAGUUUCCGAAUGGCAUCAAGGCGUUGUCGGAUGAAAUACAUAACCUUGGUUUGAAGUUUGGCAUUUACAGCAGUGCAGGAGUAUAUACCUGUGGAGGAAAGUUUGGUUCACUCGGAUUCGAAGAGAUCGACGCAAAGACGUAUGCCGAAUGGGGCGUCGAUUAUUUGAAAUACGAUAACUGUUUCAACGAAGGCCUAGCAGGCACUCCUAAGAUCUCGCAUGAUCGGUACGCCAACAUGUCGAGGGCGUUGAAUGCGACGGGUCGUCCUAUUCUUUACUCCAUGUGCAACUGGGGUGAAGAUGGACCAUGGAACUUUGCUCCUACCAUCGCAAAUAGCUGGCGUAUUUCAGGAGAUAUUGUUGACAUGUUCGACCGCUUCGAUGAGCGAUGCCCUUGCACAUCCGUACUUGACUGCAAGCUUGCCGGAUUCCACUGCGCAAUGGCCCGUAUUAUCGACUUUGCAGCUCCUGUUGGGCAAAAAGCUCAUUCAGGUGCUUGGAACGACUUGGACAUGCUCGAAGUGGGGAAUGGUGGAAUGACCUUCGACGAAUAUGUUACGCACUUCUCGUUCUGGAGUAUCCUGAAGAGUCCACUCAUCCUUGGGAAUGACGUAACCAACAUGAGCAACGAGACCCUGACAAUCAUCACCAACAAAGCACUCAUUGACAUCAACCAGGAUGCUGGUGUUGGUCCUGCAAACCGGAUGUGGAAGAGAACCAUACCGGAUGGCGGCGACCUGCAACUCUGGGCCGGAAGUCUGUCCAACAACCGCUUCGUGAUCGCGCUUCUGAAUACUUCUCCCAAGCAGCAAACUACCGAUGUCGAUUUCACCGAUGUAUUCGUUGACCAGGGAAAAGCAUACCAACAGCAACCCUACCAACUUUCUGAUCUUUGGCAGAAAGACAGCACUGGGAAUUGGGGUAAGAGCGUGGGGACAGUCCAAGGGAGCAUACGCAACGUCCGUAUUGGUGCACAUCAGACAAAGGUGUGGCUUGCAGUACCUGCACCCUCAAGCAAGAGAGCCCUGGGAGAACUGUAGAGCGCAAGAAAUAUACCCAAGAAAUAUAUUGAACGUGAUACAGAUUC
Molecule: messenger RNA, 1654 nt
Organism: Somion occarium
Lineage: Eukaryota; Fungi; Basidiomycota; Agaricomycetes; Polyporales; Cerrenaceae
Source: the annotation of a GenBank genome assembly